Messenger RNA from Astyanax mexicanus (Mexican tetra), 3709 nucleotides. RefSeq names its product SLAM family member 9. NCBI's taxonomy places the organism in Eukaryota, Metazoa, Chordata, Actinopteri, Characiformes, Acestrorhamphidae. The transcript is spliced from 4 exons. The record is from RefSeq and is a predicted model, not a curated record. The coding region runs from base 2030 to 2791 and encodes 253 amino acids.
UUUGUUUGUUUGUUGAGAUGAUUUUAUUCAGCAGCUGCCGUUAUCUGCUCCUGAUCAGAUUUCUGGAGGAGAUGUUUUUUGGUGGAGCUUGGAGGCCAUCUGCUGGUGGAACACAGACACUGCAGUGAUUUAGGAAUGAGUGAGUGAGAAUACAAAACUCUGUUUACCUGUUUUGUAAUGUUUUAUUUCUUUACAUGAAUUUGGAUUAUGAGUCACAUACGGUUGUCUAAUAGUCUAAUGGGGUUUUUAAAUGAACUAAAGUCUGAAUUAUUGAUAUAAAAAUGUACAAUUACUUACACACUACACAUUUUAUUGUUACUGAAUACAAUAUUAGUGUGAUUGCCAAACAUUGUCAUCUGAUAUGUAUAUAAUAUAUUUCAAAUAUAUUCUGUGUAAUUAUUUUACUGGCUUAGUUUAAUAUUUACAAUUCGCAGCAGUAUAUUCACAUUUUCCCAAGUACUGUAAAAAAAAAGUACACAGUAGUACAAGUUUAAUAAAGUCCCUAAUUUUAAGUCCUUAGUUUAACAAAUACAUUUUAAAAACCUCUUCUAUUUGAUAUCAGUAGAUAAUCCACAGUCAUCGUGCUUCUUGUUUCCAUUAUUUAGAUUUUACAAGGCAGAUUACAAUCCAUAAGAAGCCAUACUCUCUCCAAGAAACAUUAGUACUUAUAAUAAUAAUAAUAUAGCUUUAUAUUUCUGUGUAUUUUGAAUGUUUUAGUUUUAUAUUUAUUGAUGGGCAGCACCAGUUAAAUAAUAGCGAAGUGAAAUAAAAUUAAUUUUUGUUUAGUCAAAGUGCUUUUCUCUUUUCAUUUUUCAUUUUAAAAACUCCAGCAUUUGAGUGAGAAUAAGCAUCUGUUGAAAUUAGGGGUGGGCGAUAUGGCCCUAAAAUAAUAUCACGAUAUUUCACGCUAUUUUCGCGAUAACGAUACUCUUGGCGAUAUAAAUUGAUGAUUUGUUUUUUUUUUAAGAAUACACUACUGCAACAAAAUGAAAAUUUUAUUUUAUCAUUGCCUACGAUUUACGUCACACCCUUACCUGAGAUAUUAAAAAAAUACAAGAAUUUGAUCAGAUUUGUAUCAGAAGUCAAUGAUCCAGAAUAUCAUGAUACUAAUAAUAAUAAUGCACUUCAAAUAUCUCCAUAUAUCCAGGAUUAAAGUAAAAUAAAUGAUACUGAACAGAUAUAAUCUACAGUCUCUACUAGAUAUAUAAUGGAGAAAAUGAGAACAGUGUGAAUUUUUCUUUUGAUAAAAACAGUAAAAAAAAAAAAAGAACCCUGUGAUAAUUAGGGGUGGGUGAUAGGGCACCAUAUUUUUAGGUUAUAAUAUUGUUCACGAUAUUCAAAAAUGAAAUGUACCUGAACUCACGUAAUUUCCAGACCACCGUUAAUAUAUUCUAGAAGUCCAUUGCUAUUUUAAGGGCGCAGGGUUUUAAGGGCGCAGGGUGUACGAUAGGGUCCAUAGUGUGUAAAGAGCAUGGAGCAGCAGCAGAGACAGUAUUUCUCCAUCAGUUUAUCAGAUUAAACUGCUCCUUAUCAGCAGUUUAACUCAAUUUAGCUCAAUUAAGAUCUGUAUGUGAUAGCUCGGCCAGAACGAGACCAGAUCACGUUCACACCACAAGCGAACAGCUUCAGAAAACAAAUCAGUGUUUUGGGCGAGGGCGGGGUAGAUUACGGCAACGGACGUUGGGGUCAACUUGGGGGUAAAUCGCAUGCGUUAAUGCUUUAAUAUUGACAAAAAAAUAAAUAAAACCUCUGAACAAGUGUGUGAUAUCCUACUGCAUGCAUACUGAUAAAUACAUUAAUAAAUAUAAAAAUACACAAAUAAGUAAAUAAGUAAUAAUAAAACCCUUAAAAAUCUGAUUUAUAAAAUUACUUCUUCUAAAUGUAGAAAAUUGUCACGUUUCCAAUGAAACCUCUGUAAGAAGUUCAGUAUAUAAGACGUUACACACAGUUUAAAGCAGGGAGGAGUUUCAGAAUGAGCUUUAAAAACUUCCUGUUUAAGUAAAAUAGGAAGUUCCUAAAACUCCCUACAAUGGAGACGAAGCUGCAGCUGAUCUUCACUCUCUCCACUCUGAUCUCCAUCACAGGAUCCAGUGAUGUGUUCGGAGCGGUGGGUGAAUCUGUUCAGCUGGAGAUGCAGAACCCUGGAGCAGAGUUUAAAACUCUUUCCUGGAUAUUUAACAGAAGUAAAAAUGUUCUAUAUUAUAAUAAAAAAAAUAAUGAUAUUGACCUGUCUCCUAAUUAUAGAGACAGAGUGGAGUUUGAUAAGGAAACCUACAGUCUGACCCUGAAGAAUCUACAGAAGAAUGAUAGUGGACUGUAUGAAGUGAUAAUAUUCCUUCGUUUCUCCAGAUAUAUUAAGGGAUUCACACUGUCAGUGUUUGAUCCAGUGAAGUCUCCACUCCUGACUUUCCAGCAGAACCCUGACUCCUGUAACGUCACCCUCACCUGCAGAGGUCACGACCUCUCCAUCGGCUCCAGCUGUUAUAAUACAACCUGUGAGGAGAAGGAAGUGACAUCACCUGGAGGCGUCGCCCUUUCCCUGUCAGUCCUGGACAGCAGCAUCGUCUGUAACCAUAGCAACCCAAUCAGCUGGAAGAAGACCACGGUGGAGCUGGAAAUAUUUAGAUAUCUCUGUCCUUCUGAAGAUGCAGUGUCGCCCCCUGCUGGUGAAUCUGCUGGUGUAUCUGUGUGUUUAGUGAAGACUGGACUGUAUUCCAUCACUCUGAUCAUCCUGCUGUCUGCAGUCAUCACCGUUCACCUCCGAGAGAGACGCAACAAACCAUCAAAUUAAAUUAACGUAUUUUUCACACUGUAACUAUAAGACGCAUUAUGCGACACUAGUAAGGAACAGGGGUCUCCUUCUGCUAAAAUCCUCUUGUUCUUGUUCUUUGUGAAAUACAGUGGUUCUCUCUGAGGUGUUUAUGAUGCUGCACAUGAUGAAACUCUUCCUCAAACUCUUCCUCAUUCUCUGCAGCAGCUAGUAAAAGAAAAUAUUUAGAAAAACGAGUCGAUCAGGAAAAGCACCGUGUCUACAUCAACCUGUGAAUUAGUAUUCAUGGCCCCGCCCACCUCGGAUCGGGACCGCCCACAGGCAGAGCUGAAGCCGGGUAGUGAUGCCGUCUCUUCAGAUAGGAGAUAACUAACAGCGCUAGGAACAGCAUGCAGUUCAUUCCUGUGUUAUUUGUGCGAAUAACACAUCAGUGUUUUAUACUUUACCCAGUAAUUCAGAGCUAAGAAACAAAUGGUUAGAAUUAGUCUAUGGAGGAAAACACCACCAGCCAAGUACAAUUGAGAUAGGUAGGUGUAUAUUUAGAACAGUUCUGUUUACACUAGUUAAACUAGUUUUACUUUCUAGACCUGGACUCUGCACACCUCUGUGUGUAAGUAACUGUAGGUUUAAAUAGGAUCUCCGGUGGAUUUGGUGUUUUACAGAGACUCUAAGACUAGGUCAGUGGCUGAACUGCACUUAGCAGGGCAUUAUUACACAUGUUGUAAAGUAACAUGUGACAUUGCAAAAACUGUUAGUAGUAUAAAAAUUUCUUUAUUUUAAAACGUUGCCUCCUGGUGUCUCAGUGCUGUUAUUUGUUAUUUAUAUCUAUACAACUUUACAUGAGAUUUUAAUUUUAUUGAGAAUAAGCGCACAGUUCACUUCUGCACAUUUGCCUGUAUUUGAUAUAUUAGAAAAAAAAUAAAGUAUACACAAAUGGGA